Molecule: messenger RNA, 288 nt
Organism: Penicillium riverlandense
Lineage: Eukaryota; Fungi; Ascomycota; Eurotiomycetes; Eurotiales; Aspergillaceae
Exons: 3
Coding region: 1-288 (95 amino acids)
Molecular function (GO): methyltransferase activity
Source: RefSeq, a predicted model, not a curated record
AUGAACUAUUCUCAAGGAUACCACGACGCCGCCCGUAUCUUGAAACACCUUGUGGCCAUGGGAGCAAUCGAGGAGGCCGGCGCUGAUGAGUAUUGCCCAAAUGGGUUCGCAAGAGUCCUGACUGUCGAGCGAUACAGCGAUGCUUUGCCGCUCAUGACUCGUCGUUUCACCAAGGGCAUCCUCGCACUUCCGGAAUUCCUAAAGAAGAACAAUUAUCGCAAUCCUACCAGUGCGACCGACACUGCCUUUCAGCUGGGCCACAGUCUAGAACUGAAUUUCUUUGGAUAA